This is a messenger RNA of Auanema sp. JU1783, 1581 nucleotides long. Lineage: Eukaryota; Metazoa; Nematoda; Chromadorea; Rhabditida; Rhabditidae. The record is from the annotation of a GenBank genome assembly.
AUGACACCACUACAGGUGACUCGUGAUAUGUCUCAAUCUCCUUCAAACUCUAGCGAAUGGAGCAAUCCCGAUAUGGAAAAUCAUCCUCCACUAGGUUCACCGUCAAGUACUUCUGGUGCGCAAAGUGCCGGAAGAAUACUAUAUUGUAGAAAAUGCGAAGGACAUGGUGAGAAAGUUGUUCUCAAGAAUCACACACCGAACUGUCCCUAUAUACUAUGUACUUGUAAAUCUUGCGAACGAUUGAAUCAGAAACGAUUGAAGUCCUUCAGCAAGAGAAAUAAGGAUAAAUUAAAAUUAGCUGCUGAAUUAUGCGAAAAAAGGCGACAAGAACGUGAAAGUCGUAGUAGUGGAAUGAGUUCUCGCAAAAUAUCAAGUUCAUCAACAGCCACAACAUCCUCAUCAAUUGAAGUCGAAAUGGAUUCUGACAGCAGCCCAACUCGUACCGGAAUCGAAAGUCGUAGCAUGUCUCUGGGAGCCAUGACUGUUAUGUCUUAUGAUAUAUGGAAAGCCAAAUGUGCUGCGGACAAGAAGAAGAUGGACGACGAACGCAAAGCUUCAUUAGCUUCACAGACAAUACCUUCUGUAGCGGAAAGUGAUGACGAUCUGAAGCCAAUCAGUCGGAAAAGAGCCAAUACAACAAUCUGUCCAAUGGAGCCAUAUAGGGAUAUUCCCAAAAUCUCUCCACCCAAUGUUAAAGAGAAAAAAGGCAGAUACAUCCUUCUCCCUACUAUACCUGCAAUGAAAGUUUUUGUUGAUGAUGAAACUGGUGAGAAUACUGGAAAUGCUAUGUCGGUCUCUGCCACUUCGGCCACCUCUGAUGUCGCAAACACAACAUCAGCAACUUCUUCCGUUGCUUCUUCUACAUCUAUUCUUCCUACCACUUCAACUCCCGCCUCCGUUCCAAUCACUGCUGUAGCUUCUUCGACCACAAUUCCAUCAAUUCCUGCCACUGCUACUCCAAUGCUUACUGUAUCAUCUUUCCCUACCGUAACCACUGGUAUGGGCUUCAUGUCUACACAACCUACAGUCAGCCAAGUGCCAAUCAGUUCCAUGACGACAGCUGCAGCUUCAAUGACUGUUCCAGCAACCGGAAUAACUGCUCCGUUCAUGUUGAAUCAAAGUCAACUUGGCCGUCCUAAUGUAAACAUGAACAUUCAACAGCCAACAUCAACGGCUCCCAUGAUGUCUACCGAUCAAUUGGUCAGCCUCCUGAAUCCUCAGAUUCUUUUACAAACAUCGUUAUUGCAACAACAGCAGCAACAAGCUCAGCAGCAACAGCAACAACAGCAAAAUGCAUGUCUACAGCAGUUAUUGAGUCUUCUGACAGGCAAUCAAGCAAACCAUCUCGCCCAUCCCCAACAAGCACCGGCUCCAACACAAGUGCCAGUUCCUAUGCCUGGACAGCCAGAUAUUUUGGCACUUUUACGUAGUCAACAACAGAUGCAUCAAGCUUCUCAGCAACAUCCCCUGUACAUAACAACUCAACAUGAUCAAAUGUCUCUUACAUCAUCAGCAUCAGAUGAUCUGUUGAAGACGCUGCUGGCAAUGAGACAACAGCCAAUAUUUUCGAAUACGGUUUAA